Messenger RNA from Cervus elaphus (red deer), 1496 nucleotides. RefSeq names its product interleukin 2 receptor subunit gamma (gene IL2RG). Gene Ontology annotation, molecular function: cytokine receptor activity; protein binding. The transcript has 8 exons. The record is from RefSeq and is a predicted model, not a curated record. Gene Ontology annotation, biological process: cytokine-mediated signaling pathway. Bases 47 to 1186 code for a protein of 379 amino acids. Gene Ontology annotation, cellular component: membrane; external side of plasma membrane. NCBI's taxonomy places the organism in Eukaryota, Metazoa, Chordata, Mammalia, Artiodactyla, Cervidae.
CAGGUUCCUGACACAGUCAACACCCAGGGAACGAAGAGUAAGCGCCAUGUUGAAGCCACCGUUGCCACUCAGAUCCCUCUUAUUUCUCCAGCUGCCUCUGCUGGGGGUGGGGCUGAACCCAAAGUUCCUCACGCCCAGUGGGAAUGAAGACAUUGGUGGGAAACCUGGGACUGGAGGAGACUCCUUCCUGACUUCGACACCCGCUGGGACCCUCGAUGUUUCCACUCUGCCCCUCCCAGAGGUUCAGUGUUUUGUGUUCAAUGUGGAGUAUAUGAAUUGCACUUGGAACAGCAGCUCUGAGCCCCAGCCCAACAACCUGACUCUGCAUUAUGGGUACAGGAACUUUAAUGGUGAUGAUAAACUCCAGGAGUGUGGCCACUAUCUAUUCUCUGAAGGAAUCACUUCUGGCUGUUGGUUUGGAAAAAAGGAGAUCCGUCUCUAUGAAACAUUUGUUGUCCAGCUCCAGGACCCACGGGAACACAGGAAGCAGCCCAAACAGAUGCUAAAACUGCAGGAUCUGGUGAUCCCCUGGGCUCCAGAGAACCUGACACUUCGCAACCUGAGUGAAUUCCAGCUAGAACUGAGCUGGAGCAACAGAUACUUGGACCACUGUUUGGAGCACCUGGUGCAGUACCGGAGUGACCGGGACCAAAGCUGGACGGAACAAUCCGUGGACCACAGACAUAGCUUCUCUCUGCCUAGUGUGGAUGCACAGAAGCUCUACACGUUCCGUGUUCGGAGCCGUUAUAACCCACUUUGCGGAAGUGCUCAGCAUUGGAGUGACUGGAGCUACCCAAUUCACUGGGGCAGCAAUACUUCAAAAGAGAAUCUUGAGAAUCCAGAAAAUCCUUCGUUGUUUGCAUUGGAAGCUGUGCUGAUCCCUCUUGGCUCCAUGGGAUUGAUUGUGAGCCUCAUCUGUGUGUACUGCUGGCUGGAACGGACAAUGCCCCGAAUUCCUACCCUCAAGAACCUAGAGGAUCUGGUUACUGAAUACCAUGGAAACUUCUCGGCCUGGAGUGGUGUAUCUAAGGGAUUGGCGGAGAGUCUGCAGCCAGACUACAGUGAACGGCUCUGCCACGUCAGUGAGAUUCCCCCCAAAGGAGGGGAAGGGCCUGGGGGUUCCCCCUGCAGCCAGCACAGCCCCUACUGGGCUCCUCCAUGUUACACCCUGAAACCUGAGCCCUGAGGCCCUGACAAGAAUCCAGGGUCCUGGAGCCCUAAACUGUGCUAACUUGCCCUUGUCCAACCAACCUGGGUCCAAUGCUCACCUCGCCGCCUGUGGCUGAUUUUGAAUUUUGUUACCCCUAUCACUGCCCCCUCGUUAAUAUCUCCUACUUGAGAAUUGCCCCUUGGCCCCAUCCAUGUUUCUCAUCUCCCCCAGUCCAGCCCUUCCUCCUCACAGUAUUGCUUCUGCUGUCCCUCCCUCCCCCUUGCCAUCUACUCUUCAAUUGUUCCAGAAACCAAUGAGAAAUAAAAUUUCUGUUGAUAAUCAUCAA